UGAGGGGCGUAGCCGCAGCACGCAGCAGCCUGCUGAAGGAUUAUCCCGCUCGCACCCCGACCGAUUCGUCAAACCCUUCCCGUUUAUACCAGCAUACAGCCGCUGUGUUUAGGAGAGAGUCACCGUAUAACACAAGCAAACUUUUACAAAUGGCUACGUACAUUCAUGUGCCAGAUGGAGCUCCCGCUGUACCCAAAAUAAACGUGACGGUGGACGAGAGCGACUUCAGGAGAGGAGCGCUGGAGCUAAUGAAGGAGCUCCGACCGAGCUGGAGGCCGUUCGACGUUCAAAUGAAGUUCUUCACAGACGGGAUAACUAAUAAGCUGUUGGGCUGCUAUGUGGGUGCAGUCAUGCAGGAUGUGGUGCUUGUUCGUAUUUACGGCAACAAAACCGAACUGUUGGUGGACCGGGAGAACGAGGUGAAAAGUUUCAGAGUGCUGCAUGCACACAACUGCGCCCCCAGCCUCUACUGUACCUUCAACAAUGGCCUGUGUUACGAGUUUUUGCCAGGAACUGCACUGGAGCCUGAACAUAUUCGCAGCCCGUCUGUUUCCAGGCUCAUUGCCAGGCAGCUGGCCAAGUACCAUACCAUCCAUGCUCACAACGGCUGGGUGCCCCAGUCUGAUAUGUGGCUAAAAAUGGGAAAAUAUUUUGAUCUCAUCCCAAAGUACUUCAAGGACCCUGAGCAGAAUGCCAGGUUGCUUAGGGAGGUGCCCAGCAUGCAGUGUCUCCGAGAUGAAGUGCUGUGGCUCCAGCAGAGCGUGUCAGUGCUGGGCUCCCCUGUGGUUCUCUGCCACAAUGACCUGCUGUGCAAAAACAUCAUCUAUAAUGAGGAUGGAGAUAGUGUAAAGUUUAUUGACUACGAGUACGCUGGGUACAAUUACCAAGCUUACGACAUUGGGAACCACUUCAAUGAGUUCGCUGGCCUGAAUGAGGUGGACUAUAGUCACUACCCAGAGCGAGCCUUUCAGCUGCAGUGGCUUCGCUCGUACCUGGAGGCCUACAAGGAGUUGAAAGGUCAACACAGUGCUGUGACCGACAGAGAAGUGGAGGUUCUCUACGUGCAAGUCAACCGUUUUGCCUUGGCGUCUCAUUUCUUCUGGGGUCUCUGGGCUCUGAUUCAGGCCAAAGUCUCUACCAUCGAAUUUGAUUUCUUGGGAUAUGCAGUCUUGCGCUUCGACCAGUACUUCAAGAUGAAAGCUGAGGCAGCUGACUUGAAGUUGCCCAAAUAAAAACCUCAUUGUCCAGUCUUCCAGCUUCUCUUCUUCUGGCUGCAGAACAACCUCUAGUGGUCGUUUUCAGUAAGCACCAGUCUGAGCAUCUGUCAAAGUUCAGUGCCUAUAGGUUUCCUCUGAAACUGCCAUAUCUGUAGUCACACCUCAUCCAACCAGAAAAUUGCCCGCUCGUAGUACCUGUAUAGGUGCAUAAAAAGUCGGGCUGAAGUGUAGCACCCACCUCAUUAAUUUUACUGUGGUAGCAUCAGUCUAAACACGGUCAAUGAAGGUCAUCUUGCUCGCCCAGGAAGAUCUCCAGAACUGGACUUUUUGUUGGUCUGGGAAAUCAUUUCUUCAGUUUUCAGUCACUUUGGGUUGGUUGUGACAUUAAUGGUGACCAAUUUCGUAACAGGUGGAAUCACUGUAAUUGCGAUGACUGUAGAUCACCUUAACCACAGCCGGUACCUGGCUACUACCCGCAUGACGUACGGGUCUAUAGGUAGACCAUCGGCCAUGUUCUCAAUCACUCACAUGCACAUUCUUAAUAUCAGCUAAGCUAGCAUCCAGAUUAGCAGCAACAGAUACCUGGUACAAAACCUUUUUGUACUGAAGAUCAAAAACUGGUGAUAAGACUGAGAUGUGAUCGCUAAAGGUCAUUGCAGUCACCCAAAUAAAAUAAGCCACACCCAGCAAAAAAACAACAAAGAAAAAAAAAACUUCCUUCAGGCCUUGUUUUUGUAUUUAUUUUUGCCACCUGAAAUCUUGUACGGCUAAGUGAGACUAAGUGUGAGUGCUUGUAGUACAUUCAGCCCUUUGCAUAAACGUCAGUUGCGAUAUUUUCACUGUAAUUUAAGCUUCAUGUGGUCCAAACUGGGCUCAUUGUAAUCUGAACAUUCCACUUUCAUUUUCUAGAAAAUAAUUUAGUUUGUUGGUCACGUGUUGUCAGUAGUGCUGUUAAAGUGGGCCUGAUGAUCGACUGUCGGUGUGAGCCGCUAACGGCACAGAAAUGUUGGAUGGGCUCGUUGGCACAGCAGGAGAAAUGUGAAAAUUUAGGAUGAAGGGUUUAUCUGUUAAUGCUGUGCAUGUAAUUUAAAGGAGAACUCUGGGAUUUUUUUUUUUCACCUUGGGCUCUAGAUUUUGGGUUGAUCUUUUAAUUUGGGAUAGAAAUUAUUUUAAUCACUCUUGUAUUGAUUUUACAACGCAACACCAUGACAGGUGAGCUGGCUACAUAAUGUAACUACCUAGCAAGAUGAAAACACUCGGGACACAAUUUUGUGUUACCAGUGAAUACGCAAAAAUGUCACUUUUUUUUUUUUAGCUUGUACUGUACAAUUGUGUUAUGAAGUCAAAACCAGUUUUGCAUCAAUUAAACAAAUUUUGGACAAAAAAUUAACCCAAAACCAUCUAAGAAUACAAUGAAGCCCAGGCUGCUGGGGGACUGGGCGGGAUCCUGGAGUCAUAAUCUGUGAGUCCCGAAGACCAACACCACCAUCUGGUGGACAGAGAAAGUUCGGGAUUAGCUGCUAUGCGUCCAGGCAUGGGUCCAGUUUUGCUCAUUGGACCAUAAAUUUCCAAUCCUACCUUUUAACACACACACACACACACACACCAUCAAUUCUUAACUGUGAUACUUGUAAAGAAAAUUUUGAGCUUUUUGAAAAUGAACAGACCACUCCUCUCUUUCUUUAACAAGCCUAAACCAAAGUGCUGACACUUCUUUUUCUUCUGCUUGUACAUAACUGCCACUCAUGUGCUUGAAGAAUAACAUUGACAGUUUUAAUAUUUAUUUACAUGAAAACAUUGAGGUAUGUGACUUUGCCGGGGGGUGGGUGUGGUUGUUUGCUGCACCACAGUUUGUGAAGUGCACUUGAAUUUUCAGGUUCAUAGACACAAAGGAACGCAAGUUGAAGCAACUUUAUUGUUGUUUUUAUUAUUGUGUUAGUCCAGGUCACUUUUAGAAGUUUACAUCUGCUGUAACCAAUAUUCAAACCUCCUUAAACACAUUAAGGUUGGGACUCCACAAAUAGAAGACGCUGCACUUAGUCGCCUGCGUGCCUCCAAAAACCUUUUGUUGUUUUGUUCUUUGAAGGUUUUGUUGAUUAUGCAGUCUUAAUUUUUGUGUAUUUGGUUUGGGGUUAAAGGUAAACCUACGUGGUAGGGUUGACGUACAGUUUGAAGAAUUUUUUUUUUAAAUGGCUCAAUACAAUUCAUCUGAAAGAAGUGGUGACAUUUGCUUUCCAUCUCAGAUUAUAAGCAUUGCAUAGAAUGUAAAACUGCACUAUGUAGCAUAUGUUCAUAUGUACAGUAAACAAUAUUGUUGCUUGGCUGAAAUGUGAAUGAAUGUACAUAAAGCUUCUUGUAUCUUUUUCUAAUAGUGGCAGUAAAGUGAAUAGUUUUUGAUUUUUGUUGAGUGAAAUCUUUACCACUGUAAACACACUUUUAAAAAUAAAUUUUAUUUACCCAUA
This is a messenger RNA of Thalassophryne amazonica, 3679 nucleotides long. It is a transcript of the gene etnk1, whose product is annotated as ethanolamine kinase 1. Bases 150 to 1232 code for a protein of 360 amino acids. Gene Ontology annotation, molecular function: ethanolamine kinase activity. The record is from RefSeq and is a predicted model, not a curated record. Gene Ontology annotation, biological process: phosphatidylethanolamine biosynthetic process. NCBI's taxonomy places the organism in Eukaryota, Metazoa, Chordata, Actinopteri, Batrachoidiformes, Batrachoididae. Gene Ontology annotation, cellular component: cytoplasm. The transcript has 8 exons.